AUGGGAUUUGCUGAGCUGCUGGAGGAGGCUGGGGGCUUUGGCAGAUAUCAAUGGCUCCAUGUGACUCUCAUCAGUUUGCCUGGUCUGAUGAUGGCCAGUCAGAACCUGCUGAACAACUUCGUCUCAGGAAGUCCCGCCCACCACUGCAGCCUACCGACCAAUCACAGCAGCCGAUACAACCUGUCCCACUACCAGGUAGAUGAGAAGCAGCUUCUGAGGGCCUUCAUCCCGAUGGACUCUUCAGGAAGUAGACUGGACCGCUGCAGGAGGUUUGUGGAGCCUCAGUGGCAGCUGCUAGCGGCUAACAGCUCAGCUAACGUUAGCCAGAUCCCAACCGAGGGAUGUUUGGACGGAUGGGACUACGACCGCUCAGAGUUUCUCUCCACCACCGUGUCCGAGUGGGACCUGGUCUGUGGUCUCCGGCCUCUCAAACAGAUGAUCCAGACCAUCUAUAUGGGGGGCGUUCUGACAGGAGCCAUUGUGUACGGAGGGCUGUCAGACAGGUAUGGGAGGCGGUCUGUGCUGAUCUGGUCCUACCUGCAGCUGGGGGUCCUGGGGUGCAGCUCGGCUUUCCUUCCCUCGUACUCCACCUACUGCGCCUUCAGGUUCCUGAGCGGCAUGGCUGUCUCUGGAGUCAUUCUGAAUGGAUUCUCUCUGAAGGUGGAGUGGAUCCCCAUCAAACAGAGGACUCUGGUUGGAACUCUCACUUCCUUCUUCUUCACGUUUGGUCAGAUGAUCCUGGCGGGGCUUGCCUAUUGGCUGAGAGACUGGAGGAAACUUCAGCUGGUGGUGUGUCUGCCCCAGUUCCUGUUCUUCUCCUACUCCUGGUGGUUCUCGGAGUCGGCCCGCUGGUUGGUUCUGAAUCGUCGUUCUGAAGACGCUCUGAAGUCUCUGCACCGAGUCGCUCGAGUCAACGGGAAGAAAAACAUCGAGGACACGUUAACGCUGGAGGUGCUGCACUCCCACAUGAAGAAGGAGAUGGACUCGAGCCGCUCGACCUUCAGGGCGUACGACCUUCUGAGGACGAGACAAAUGAGACGCAUCUCCAUCUGCCUGCUGGUCGUCUGGUUUGCCACCAGCUUUGCGUAUUAUGGUCUGGCGAUGGACCUGCAGAAGUUUGGGGUGAGUAUCUACCAGAUCCAGCUGAUCUUCGGGGCCAUGGAUUUUCCCGCCAAGCUGUUGGCUCUGGGCAUGCUCAGUUACCUGGGGAGACGCGUCUCUCAGGCCACCUGCCUGUUCGUCUCCGCCCUCUUCAUCUUCGCCAACAUCCUGGUCCCUGCAGACAUGCAGACGGUUCGCACCACGCUGGCCUGUCUGGGUAAAUGCUUCACCUCGGCCUCCUUCACCACCGUGUACCUAUACACAAGUGAGCUGUACCCCACCGUGCUCAGGCAGACAGGAUUGGGCUUUGUUUCCACCAUGGCGAGGGUCGGCAGCAUGGCGGCGCCCGCGGUCCUGAUCCUUGAUGAGGUACUCCCUGCUCUGCCCAGUGUUGUUUACGGGGGGGCGGCGGUGUUAGCCAGCGUCUUCGCCUGCUUCCUGCCGGAGACGCUCAACAAGCCGCUGCCCGACACCAUCGAGGACGUGGAGGAGAACGGGUCGGAAACAAACCUCGCCCCUCUCCAACCAGAAGCAGGCGUGGCUUUGAAAGAGGGCGUGGCCACAACCGAGGGCGUGGCUUUAAAAGAACUGAAGGAGGCAGAGGGGAGUGGCCUCAACGCUCUCUGACCAAUCACAUGGACCCUGACCCCCCC
This is a messenger RNA of Trematomus bernacchii (emerald rockcod), 1754 nucleotides long. RefSeq names its product solute carrier family 22 member 6-like. The record is from RefSeq and is a predicted model, not a curated record. Gene Ontology annotation, molecular function: transmembrane transporter activity. Gene Ontology annotation, cellular component: membrane. Gene Ontology annotation, biological process: transmembrane transport. The transcript has 15 exons. NCBI's taxonomy places the organism in Eukaryota, Metazoa, Chordata, Actinopteri, Perciformes, Nototheniidae. Bases 1 to 1728 code for a protein of 575 amino acids.